Paramecium pentaurelia is the source of this 1178-nucleotide messenger RNA. The record is from the annotation of a GenBank genome assembly. Lineage: Eukaryota; Ciliophora; Oligohymenophorea; Peniculida; Parameciidae.
AUGCUAAGCUGCUCAUCACCUAUCCUACCUGAAACUUGGACUAAUUCUAAUUAAUUAAUGCUAAGUUUAUUGGCACCUCCUGAAAACUUAAAUCCAGAAUAUUUUAGUUCACUAUUAAACCAGUAAGAAUUUAUUGAAUAAUAGGUAUGGACCUGUGCAAUAAGUGAAAAUUUUAAAUAAAUCCUUAAUGGAUUUUAAAGUUUUUGUAGAAAUGGGUAAUUCAGAAGCAGCAAAAUUAGCUAAAUAAUUUCUUGAUUAACUUUCUUCAAAUUUUAUUAAAUGCUCUUAUUAUCACGAUGAGAAGCAAUUUUAAACAGGAUCUUAGAAUAAUUGCUCUUUUGAGAGUAUAGGCGAUUCAACUAUGAGUUCAUAAAAAUGUUAAUAUCAAACUUCGUUAAAUGAAAGUAUAUUUUUAAUCUUUAUAUUAAGUUGUCUAUGAAGAUGAUUAUAAGCCUUCAAGCAUCAAGACAUUACCUUUAAAUAAAAAAAUAAUCAAAUCUUCCUAAUUAAUAUAACCUACAUAGACUUUAUGUAUAAGUGGAAUUAAGGGAAAUGAAAUAGAUGCCAAAAAAUUGUAUAAUAUUUUUAGUAACUUCGGAAAUAUUGAUAAAAUCUUACUUAUUAAGUAAGAAUAACUUAUUAUUCAAAAUCUAGAAUUAAAAAUUUCGCAUUUGUUAAAUAUCUUAAAAAUGAUAAUGCAUAAUUCGUUUUCUAGAAUUGUUAAAAAUUAGAAUUCUUUGAUAGCAGCAUUUCAAUUUCUUAUGCUUCAGAAGAUUCAAUAGAUAAGCUGAUUGGUCUUGACACUCUCUAUCAAGAAUAAGACUAUUAUAUUGGUUCUGAGGAUACAGAUAGGUAAUUAAUAAUAUUUAUUGAUAGAUUUAAUUGUAAUAAUAAAAUGAUUCUUUUGCCACCAAGUUAGGUAUUGCACAUCUCAAAUCUUAAAAAAGUUUCUUCAAAUACUGAAACUAUGUGGGAUGUAUUUUCUGAAUUUGGUGUUGUUUAAGUAUUAAUUUUAUAUAAUUUUAUAGGCUGUAAAGGUAUUAAAUACAUAAUUCAAAUUUAUGUGUUUAAUAAAAAUGGAAACUCUUAAACAAGCCUUAGAAGUUAUGGCUCUAAUGCAUAAUGAGGAGAUUGACAAUAGAAAUGUGUAAAUCUCAUUCACAAAAGCAAAAAUUUGA